Messenger RNA from Microplitis mediator, 2275 nucleotides. Its product is annotated as putative glutathione-specific gamma-glutamylcyclotransferase 2. The record is from RefSeq and is a predicted model, not a curated record. Gene Ontology annotation, molecular function: glutathione specific gamma-glutamylcyclotransferase activity; gamma-glutamylcyclotransferase activity. The transcript has 2 exons. Lineage: Eukaryota; Metazoa; Arthropoda; Insecta; Hymenoptera; Braconidae. Bases 244 to 909 code for a protein of 221 amino acids. Gene Ontology annotation, biological process: glutathione catabolic process. Gene Ontology annotation, cellular component: cytoplasm.
UAAGACAAAGUUAUUAUAUUUGAGUUAUAUAUGAACACAUAUAUAUACACUUAUCAAUAAUACCAAUAACUAUUUUAAUUAUUAUUAUUUUGUUGUGGAUAUGAACGUAUAUAGAUAAAUUAUUGCGUAAAGUAAUAAAACUUGUCAUAAAAAAUCAUUUAAGUUCGAAAUAUGUCAGUUUUUUUUUAGUUAAUUAUACUUUAUUUAUUUGUUAAUAAGUAAGAAGAAAAACAAAUAAAAAUUAUGUGGGUUUUUGGUUAUGGAUCAUUGAUAUGGAAAGUUGAUUUUCCGUAUGAAAGGAAACUAGUUGGUUAUAUCAAAGGUUAUAUCAGAAGAUUUUAUCAAAAAAGUACAGACCAUCGAGGAGUACCAUCAAAACCAGGACGUGUUGUCACUCUACUGGAAUCAAACAAUCCAGACGACCAAGUUUGGGGAGUUGCUUAUCAUAUAGCAAAUGAAAAUAUCGACAGUGUUGUGAAUCAUUUGGAUUUCCGUGAAAAAGGCGGCUAUGAAAGAAAAACAGUACUUUUUUACCCAUGUAAUCCAGUUAAAAAAGAACAAUUUAAUUUAAUUGAUACAUCAGAGGAUACCAAUGAUUUGAAUACCGAUGACAAUAAUUCAGUAAAAUCUGAAUUUAUUUCUCCAAAAGAAAGUCAAGUGGAAAAACCGUUUUAUUUGACAAUUUAUAUUGGCAAUGAAGACAAUCCAAACUUUGCUGGUGCUGAAAAUAUUGAAACGAUUGCUAGUCAUAUUAUAAGUUCUCAUGGUCCAAGUGGUGCCAAUACCGAGUAUCUUUAUAAACUUGCAUCUGCUAUGAAAAUGAUAGCACCUGGUGUUAUUGAUGAUCAUUUAUUUUCACUGGAGACUGCUGUUAGACAAUUAGAUGACGAGAAAAAUAAUGAUUUAUGAAAAUUUUUGUUUUUUUUUUAGUUUAUUCAUUUUAGUUAUCAAAAUUAUGAUUGAAAAAUUUUAUUCUAGCCAUGAAUUAAUUAAACGUUUAUAUUAAGAUUUAUUUCCAAAAUUAUUGUUAAUUAAAUUAAUUAAUAUACAUUAGGGUGGUUUUUAAAAGGGUGGUCUUUUAAUUUACAAGAUCCAUUUUUCAAUCGGUGUCAAAUUCAAAGAAAAAAAUUUUCCAGUAAAAUACGAGUGUGAAUGUAUCAGACAUCAGACAAAUAUAAAAUUAUAUGUAAUAAGAAUCAGGUGAAAAGACCAUCAAUAAAUUUUAACGCAUUUAUUCGUUAUACGAAUUUAAAAUUAUAAAUAAGUAGAGUAAAUAAUUAAAAAAAUAAUAUUCAUAAAAAAUGCACUUAUUCAUUUUAAAAAUUUUUAAAUACGCAUUUUUUAAAAAUUUUAUUUUAUUAAUUAUUUACACUAUUUAUUAUUAAUUUUAAAUUUGUCUGAUGCUACAUUCACACUCAUAGUAAAAUUUGAGUUCUUAAUUUUUCAUAUGAGAACACGGGCCGCAGAAUUUGAAAAGAAAUUUUUUUUGAAUGUCUAUUCACUUAAGAAAAUUUUAAGUGCUCUAAUUAGACUAGCGUUGCUCUGUCUGAAUUUUAAUUUAAAGUCAUCCUAAAUAAAUAUGUAAGUGAUUGUCCUAACGUUACUUGACUGUCCUCUUUUUUUUUUUUUUUUUUUACCAACUUUUAGUUGAAAAAUCAACAAAUAAAUUAUUUACUCAUUUAAUCAUAAUUACUUUGAUGUCAUUUGAAAUUAUAAUCCUGAAGUUAGCAGGCAACUAACAAUUUUCGGAUUUUUUUUCAACAAAUAAAUUACGAAAAAAAAGAACUAAAAAUAUACGCAUGUAGAAAGUUUUUAAAUCUUCAGGUGUAAUUUUUCAAAUAUUUUUUUUUUUUGACAAUGUAUCGGUUUUUAAAAAAUUCAAAAAUUAUUAGACGUCGGCUAACUUCGGUAUCAUUUGAAAGUCUAAUAAGUAUCUAAAUUUUUUUUCCCAUAGUUAAAGACAAAUUAAAAUUAUUAAUUAGAAAAAAGUUAAACUUAUUUUUGACGUAUAAUUAAAUUUAAAAAUCAGACACUGACAUAUUAAUUAAAUAGAUAAGUUUACAGUACUUAAAAUUUAUCAGGUAUACAGUAAACAGAAUACAAAGUUAAAACUCUCGAGAAAUUUUUUUUUCUGUAUUUUAAACCGAUUGAGAAUUAAAAAAAUUUUGAAAUCAUUUUUUAAUGACCACUCUAAUAUAUAUACAUAUAUUUAUAUUUAUAUUAACAUAUAUUAAAUUUUGUAUUAAACAAAUAUAAGAUGUAUAAAUUUUGUUAA